This is a messenger RNA of Ananas comosus (pineapple), 2406 nucleotides long. RefSeq names its product primary amine oxidase-like. The coding region runs from base 162 to 2189 and encodes 675 amino acids. The record is from RefSeq and is a predicted model, not a curated record. Gene Ontology annotation, molecular function: primary methylamine oxidase activity; quinone binding; copper ion binding. Gene Ontology annotation, biological process: amine metabolic process. The transcript has 5 exons. Lineage: Eukaryota; Viridiplantae; Streptophyta; Magnoliopsida; Poales; Bromeliaceae.
UAUUUUAAGAUCUCCAUAAAUUAUAACAUGAUUGUUCACUCGCGACCCGGCCGGCGACCUUGAAGUUUUGUAUUUUAUCGUAUUUAACAUACACAUCUAUAUAUACAUCUCCAUCCCACUCAGCACGAGCUACAUCGAUCAUACGUAUACCAUCCAUCAUCAUGGCUCCAAAGUUAUCUUCUUCCUUACUCCUAUUUCUCUAUCUACUCUUCCUACUAACACCAUGCUACAUGACUCACCGCCACCCUCUCGACCCCCUCUCCCCUUCCGAGAUCUCCACCGUCCGCCGCAUCGUCAAGGCCUCCCCCCGCCUCCUCUCAUCGAGCUCGCUCUCCUUCCAGUACGUCGGCCUCGACGAGCCCGACAAGCCCGACGUGCUCUCGUGGCUCUCCAACACUGCCGCACGGCCGCUGCCUCCACGUCGCGCGCUCGUCAUCGCCCGAAUUGACAACGAGACCCACGAAAUCUCUGUGGACAUAACAAACCACGCGGUCGCGUCGGAUGCCGUCUAUCGCGGCCUCGGGUACCCACUGCUCAACCUGGAAGAGCAAUUCGCAGCCUCCGCGCUGCCGAUGAACUACACGCCGUUCAUCGAAUCCGUCGCGAAGAGAGGGGUCGACAUGAAGGACGUGGUGUGCACCACGUUCUCGGUGGGGUGGUUCGGAGAGGAGAAGCAAGGGAGGAGGCUGCUGAAGAUACUGUGCUUUUUGGCGGGAGAGACGGUGAACUUCUACAUGAGGCCGUUGGAGGGGAUCACUAUUGUGGUGGAUUUGGAUGUGAUGGAGAUUGUGGAGUACGAGGAUCGGGUGCAGGUGCCCGUGCCGAAGGCGAAGGGCACCGACUACCGGGCGGCAAAGCAGCGGCCGCCGUUCGGGCCGAGGACGAAGCCGGGACUGGUUCUGCAGCCGGAGGGGAGCGGGAUCGACGUCGACGGCCACAUGAUCCGGUGGGCCAACUGGGCCUUUCACCUGAGCUUCGACAUGCGGGCCGGCGCCGUCAUCUCCCUAGCCUCCGUCUACGACGCCGUGAGGCGCACACGCCGGCGAGUGCUUUACAGGGGGUUCGUCUCCGAGCUGUUCGUGCCGUACAUGGACCCAUCAGAGGAAUGGUACUACAAGACGUUCUUCGACGAGGGCGAGUUCGGCCUGGGGCUCUUUGCCUCGCCCCUAGAGCCCAUGACUGACUGCCCAGCAAAUGCUGUGUUCCUGAACGGGUACUACACCACGCAGGACGGGAAGCCCGCCAAAAUCGAGAGGGUAUUCUGCAUAUUUGAGCGCUACGCCGGAGAUCCCUCGUGGCGGCAUACUGAAACAGGGAUUGUUGGGGAGUUGAUCACGGAGGUCCGGCCGGAUGUGAGUCUGGUGGUGAGGAUGGUUUCGACUGUUGGAAAUUAUGACUAUGUUCUCGACUGGGAAUUCAAGACCAGUGGCUCCAUUAAGUUUGUGGUGUCACCGACGGGCAUUCUGGAAGUGAAGGGCUCACCUUACACCCACACAAACCAAAUAGUAAGCGACCAGCAUGGGACCCUAAUAGCCGAGAACACCAUCGGUGUCUACCACGACCAUUUCGUUACCUGCUAUCUCGAUCUCGACAUUGAUGGCACGGAGAAUUCUUUUGUUAAAUCACGGCUCAAGACGGUGAGACUGACUGACGGCAGCUCGCCGAGGAAGAGCUACUGGACCAUCGUCAAGGAGACGGCUAAGACCGAGUCAGACGCACGAGUCGAGCUCGGGUCCGAGCCGGCUGAGCUGCUGGUCGUGAACCCUAACAAGAAGACCCGUCUGGGGAACGAAGUCGGGUACCGGAUUAUCAGCCAUGGUGCGCCCGCUGCUUCACUACUGUCGGACGACGACUAUCCUCAGAUAAGGGCGAGCUACACGAAGAAGCAAGUGUGGGUGACGGCGUAUAACAAGUCGGAGAAGUGGGCGGCCGGGCUUUACACCGACCAGAGUAGAGGGGAUGAUAGCUUGGCCACCUGGAGUGAAAGGAAUCGAAGGAUUGAAAAUGCAGAUAUUGUGUUAUGGUAUACGGCUGGCUUUCAUCACAUUCCUUACCAAGAAGACUUUCCACUGAUGCCGACGUUAAGCAGUGGUUUUGAACUCCGGCCUUCCAAUUUCUUCGAGAGUAAUCAGCUGAUCAAGACUCUGCCGAAUAAGCAUGUAAAUCUUCCAAACUGUACCAAUUCUUAGAGACUCGAGACAGAAAAAAACAAAAAGAGACUUCUCUUUCCUGUCCACUCUUUCCAUCUCUUACAUCAGAAUAAACGCUAUAUAUCCAUGCUUUUGCAAGCAUUAAUUGUUGAUUUUUGAAUUGAGGCACUUAUUAGUUGGAACCAGUUUGUAUUUCAGUUGAAUAAUUUUCUAUAAUUUUAUUGUGAUUGUGUAUUGAUGGCCUUACUAUUUGCCA